This is a messenger RNA of Opisthorchis viverrini, 1065 nucleotides long. RefSeq lists its product as hypothetical. The transcript is spliced from 6 exons. Lineage: Eukaryota; Metazoa; Platyhelminthes; Trematoda; Opisthorchiida; Opisthorchiidae. The annotation marks the transcript as partial. The record is from RefSeq and is a predicted model, not a curated record.
AUGAAUAGAUCGAUUGCCACCGGUUCAGCUGCGAGCACAGUCCUUCGUAGAAUCUUAGGGACUGUACAACACCAAGUUUUUACGAGGAUUUACUGCUUCCCAGGCUCUAGUAACCAGGAACGAACUAGCAUCAUCAUCGACAGCAUGACAUCAGUGUUCAACACCGAUGCUUCGCUGCCGUACGACCAUGAUUUUUUUGAAAGCGUUAUUGUAGAGAAUAAAUUUCUCCAACCAGGCACAGUGAGGAUCACGCGGUCAUCAUCCUGGAAGGCAAGUAGCACCGACAGCACCCAAGCGUUUCAUGAUCACCUUCAUACUCCUCUACCAGGUCAAGGGCUUGCCACCUCUCUGUUUACGCCACUCUCAACUGGACAUGGAGAACAGCACUCUCUUCAGCAAACGAUGGUACGGCAUACGCAACACCUUCUGGUGCUGGAUACAUUCUCCAAUGGAAGUACCCGUUGCACAACCGAAAACGCUCUUUCUAGCUGCUUCGUUACGGAUUCUACUCACAUUCCACUCAUUCCAACUCACACGAGCUAUGGUUCUGAGACAACGAUUGUCGAACACCUGAAGACGUCUCAGUUCCGCUGCUCGAAUAGGCCAAGUCUCACACCUACAACAAAACAGCCCCUACUGUGCCUCAAAUUAGCAAACGCGACUCGAACCUUGCAGAUUCGUGCAUUCACCUCAUCCGUCACACUGCAAUCAGAACUAAUACAACUUCCAAGGUACGUAAAACGCUCCACAACUUCCAGUACCUCUCCCUGGAUUGUAAAUGGUGUGUUCAGUGACUGCACGUCAACGAGCAUGACCUUACACUUUGUAGGCGCAAAGUGCAUACCAAAGGACGGGAUGACUCUGGUAACUUCAUCCAAGAGUACUCAGUACUCUCAGUACUCCUCAGUAGCUCGGGUGUGUUUACUGGUGGUUGAUCAGAUGGCAGUUUAUCUUUUCGCCGAGCUUGGCAAUUGGCUUGCAAACGUCUCGUCCCCAGUCGAGGAGACAUCGUCAGACCGAUCGUCACAACCAGCCAGAUUCAAGGAAUCCUAUUUGUACGCAUUU